UGGCAAACGAAGGUAAGGACUCUCGGAGAAGUGACGAAAACAAAGCCAAUUAAUGGGGAGAAAUGCAUAACUUAACGUGUGAUAACCGAGAGAAACCUGCCAUAGCUCCACCCGUGUUUGUGUUCCAGAAAGAUAAAGCACAGAAGAGAUCAGCUGAGGGUUCCAGCCCAGAAGGUGGAGAAGAUUCAGACAAGGAUGAUGGCAGUUACUGUCCCCCUGUGAAACGAGAGAGAGCGUCAUCUCUAACGCAGUUUCCCCCCUCACAUUCAGUAUCAAAGAACAAUGUGUUUAUGCCCUCGAGUUUCUGCCAGUCCCCAACAGGAAACUCUGACUCGGAACCUGAGGAGAAGACUGUUGGGUUUCGUCUGAAACCGCCUACCUUGAUCCAUGGCCAGGCACCAAGUACAGGUGUCCCAAACCAGAAGCCUAAGGAGCAGCAUCGCAGUGUCCUUCGCCCAGCACUCUUGCAGGCCCCACAGCCCAAGGCUUUCUCACAUUCUAGUUCCAGCAGUGGAACCAAUGGUGUAAAAAAGCCCCCAGAUUCCUCAUCUGAAGGUUUGUCUGCAUCCCAGAAUAACACUGAGGCCUCAGAAAGUGCAACAAAGGAGGCAUCAGGAACCGCAGAGAACGAAAAGGAUGCGGCUGGCAUGAGCAGCACCAACGAGGAUCAGGUAGAGGAGAAGCAGCAGCCAGCUGAAUCGGACUUUGUGUUUGGGCAGAAUGUGGAAGAACGAGCAAAGGUUGAAAGCGGAGCUCCCUCUGUAAAUACAGGUGGUGGUUCCUCUGGUUCUAAAACAGCGUCAGGAGCAACAAACUACUUCCUGCAUUACAGCAGCACCUCCAGCUCGCUGGGUCCUGCAAACAACAAAGACACAGAAGCAAAGUUUGUUUUUGGACAGAACAUGUACGAGAGAGUAUUGAGUCCCCCGAAGAGUAGUGACUCGGUUACGGAGGGUAGCAAGGAGAGUGCUGCUGGAUCGACCUCGGAGCCUUCCUCACUGGACGCCACUCCAGAGAAGCCUAGCAGUGCUGUGAUCGAGUCUUUGGAAGAGUCGGCAGCAGCUUACACCAAGGCGACAGCAAAGAAGUGUUUGUUGGAGAAGGUCGAGGUUAUAACAGGAGAGGAGGCGGAGAGCAACGUGCUGCAGAUCCAAUGCAAGCUGUUUGUUUUUGACAAGAUCACCCAGACCUGGGUGGAAAGAGGCAGAGGGCUGCUGAGAUUAAAUGAUAUGGCAUCUACAGAGGAUGGGACUUUACAAUCAAGAUUGGUUAUGCGGACACAGGGCAGCCUGAGACUAAUUCUCAACACCAAGCUUUGGUCUCAGAUGCAGAUCGACAAAGCCAGUGAAAAGAGCAUUCGAAUCACAGCCAUGGACACAGAGGACCAGGGGGUGAAGGUCUUUCUGAUAUCGGCAAGCUCGAACGACACGGGCCAGCUGUAUGCAGCCCUGCACCACCGAAUCCAGGCGCUGAGGAGCCGGGCGGAGCAGGAGCAGGAAACCAAGAGCAUUCCGGCUGAGCCCGAAGUGCCCCAGUCUAACGAGGAGGACAGCGACGAGGAUGAGAUCCUCGCCCCGGCGGGCUCCGCCACAGCCAGCGGUUCUACAGAUCCAGGAGAAUCCCAGGCUACCGGAAGCACAUAGCGCCCCCUUCACCAGUCUGCUUGCAAGGUGGCUGCUGCUGUGGCAUCUUCCUUGCAGGCACCUCAUUUUUUUAUUUUAUUCUUUUUUUGGAGGGGGAGGGGGGAUAAUUUAGAAGUCCAGCUCCAGGACAGACCCAGCACAGAUGGUUAUCAUUCAAUCUGUGCAACUCAGUUCUCUACAUUAAAGAAUCUGGAGUAGGUUACUUUUUUUUUUUUUUUUUCCCCACAGCAAAACUACGAAGACUUUACGGCUUUGGUUUGGGACUUGGAAGCUCAUCAUAUUGAUGAGUGAGAGAGGCGACGCGGUUUCCUCCUCUCCAGUAGACAUGGCACAUUUAAGACUACAGUUUUACAACGGGACCUUUAUAUUCAGUGCAAACCUCUGGGAUUUCCAAGAGGGCUUUUAAGUUUUUCUAGGAAUCUAGUCUCCUGACUAGCAGCUUGUACACACAAUUGGGACUCUCUCUUUUUGUUUUUCUUUGUUACUCCUUUGUUAAAGGUUCUAAUAUUCCGUCCCAUUGUCUGCGGAAUCAGUCUCUCCACUGAACUGCAUACAGACACACACUAGCCACCGCUGUCUGUCUGUCAGACAGUUCAGUUGGCAGCAGUAGAAAUAUACCCUGUCUUAUGUCCUGUUACAUACAAGUGUGCUCUGCUCUGAUGGGUCUACCACAGAGGUUUAGCAUAAGUGACUCCAGAAAAAAAAAAAAAAAAAACGUUUACAAAA
Messenger RNA from Acipenser ruthenus (sterlet), 2369 nucleotides. RefSeq names its product ran-binding protein 3-like. The record is from RefSeq and is a predicted model, not a curated record. The coding region runs from base 63 to 1643 and encodes 526 amino acids. Gene Ontology annotation, molecular function: GTPase activator activity. Gene Ontology annotation, cellular component: nuclear pore; cytoplasm. Lineage: Eukaryota; Metazoa; Chordata; Actinopteri; Acipenseriformes; Acipenseridae. The transcript is spliced from 17 exons. Gene Ontology annotation, biological process: protein export from nucleus.